Molecule: messenger RNA, 1733 nt
Organism: Sabethes cyaneus
Lineage: Eukaryota; Metazoa; Arthropoda; Insecta; Diptera; Culicidae
Product: glucose dehydrogenase [FAD, quinone]-like
Exons: 1
Coding region: 6-1733 (575 amino acids)
Molecular function (GO): ecdysone oxidase activity; flavin adenine dinucleotide binding
Source: RefSeq, a predicted model, not a curated record
AAACCAUGUUUAUUGCACAAUUCUCCACUUGGAUUGUGUAUAUUUUUUAUUUGCUUGGAACGUGCUUUGUGUAUAUUUUACUAAAUGGUUCAUAUCUAUUUUACGAAUAUUAUUAUGCCACCACAGUACCGGUUAAGCAUCAGUACGAGUACAUUAUCGUUGGGACCGGGACGGCGGGAUCAAUCAUUGCCGCCGAAAUACCGUCUGGAGAUGUGCUCAUUGUUGAAGCCGGAUCGAUGCGACCAGCUCUGAUGGAUGUACCACUAUUUCAACCUUUAUUUCAAGGAACCAGUUAUGACUGGCAAUAUCGCACGGAGUCACAAAAUAUGGCAUGCAGCGCACUGAAUGAAAAUCGCAGUGCCUGGCCUAUGGGAAAAGUCUUCGGAGGAUCGCACAUGCUCAACAAUAUGGUGCACUAUCGAGCAACAAGAGAGGACUUUGAAGGAUGGUUCGAUACGGAAGAGGAACUAGCAAAGUUUAUGGAAUAUUUCCAAAAUUGGGGAGCAGAUUCAACUACCGCUAUGGAAAUGCAAACAUUCUCUACCGGUUUGGACAGGGCAUUUAUUAGGGCUGCAGAGCAGGCAGGACUGAAUAGUUCAUUAUUCUAUCGCCCAAACGUGACCAUGAAAAAUGGAAGACGUUGGACAACCAGUCAUCAAAGUUUUAGUAAGUCGCUUAAGACUCAUGAAAUUGUAUUUAACGCUGAAGUUGAAAAAAUCAUCAUCGAAAACGGUAAAGCAGUUGGACUCUUAUUUAACAAAAAUAGCAAUUUAGUCGAAGUGAAAGCAACCAAAGGCAUUAUAUUAGCAGCAGGAACCGUGGGAAGUACUAAAAUCCUUCUUCAAAGUGGAAUUGGUCCUAAAGAGCAUCUGGAAAAAGCUGGUGUUCAGACAAUAGUAAACUUACCAGUUGGAAAUAAUUUACAAGACCAUGUAACAACAGGAAUGGACCUAAUUCUUUUAUCAGAACGAAUGCCAAUGCGAUUAAUGAACUUAAUACAUCCAAGAAACUUAUGGAAUUAUUUCAUUAAUAAUGGUCAAAAUUCUUCGAUAUCUUUCGGUGGCUGCGAGUGUCUAGGAUUUGUCAAUUUAGACUCAAAUUUUACUCAUGAUAUUGGUUUUAUGGUGCUCCCGGUGGGGAUAACAGUGGAUGCUGGUGCGCAUCUAAGAGCGCUUAUCAAUUUGCAAGCAGAUGUUUGGAAUCAAUACUUCAAACCGUUGGUGAAUCAGGACAAACAGUCCGUUACAGUUCUACCGAUACUUCUUCAUCCCAAAAGCAGAGGCUACAUUAGAAUAAGCAGUACUAACUCACGUUCUAAUCUUAUCAUCAAUCCCAACUAUUUACGAGAUGCGGACGACGUUCAAACUCUUAUUACUGGACUUAAUAUACUCCAACACAUUAUAAAGCAACCGGCAAUGCAAUCGCUAGGGGCUGAGAUCAAUCCUAAACUAUUUCCAGGCUGCCAGAAUUAUCAAUUUUCGAGUGAUUCCUACUGGGAAUGCUAUAUAAGAGCACUAACGCUAACCCUGUACCAUCCGGUGGGAACAUGUCGAAUGGGAAACGAAAACGACCCUGAAGCUGUUGUAUCGAACCGAAAUCUAAAAGUGCAUCAACUGAGUAAUCUUUACGUCAUAGAUGCGUCUGUGCUACCCAAUUUACCUAGUGGAAAUCCGAACUCGAUAGUUAUGGCAUUAGCAAAUUAUUUCCUAAAUAAAAAUUUUCCACAUCGAUAA